Messenger RNA from Cuscuta epithymum, 2797 nucleotides. NCBI's taxonomy places the organism in Eukaryota, Viridiplantae, Streptophyta, Magnoliopsida, Solanales, Convolvulaceae. The record is from the annotation of a GenBank genome assembly.
AGAAAUAACAGUUUUAAAUACUCCGUAUGCUAGAAAAACUCAACAACACAAAAUACUAAAAAAAUUACAACUGAAAAAAUAAAAUUACAAAAAAAAAACUAAGAAAUAACUGAAAACAAGUAAAAGCAAAGAGCAGACUAACAUACGUAAGAAACAGAUCUGAAAGUAAAUCGCGGUAGGAUUCCAUUGGAACAUAAAAUUGCAAUGUCACCUAAUUUUCUGAUUUCUUGAGAUUACAGUUUAUGACCAAACAGUAUGCGGUGCGAAGCCAAGAUCCACCAGGAAGCUGUUGCCAGUAUUUGCAGGAGGAGCCUAAAAAAUUCUAGUAAGAGAUUGAGAUCAGAAAUUAAGGAGGAGGAGACUCAGAACUUGAGCGUGAAUCAAAGGAAGAAACAGAUCAGAAAGUAAAUGACAGAGAACAGAAGACAAGAAAAGGAGAUGAAGAAGAAAUAGGAGGGAAUGACGGGCAGAAGGAAAGAAGAAGGGCCAGGUAGCCCCGCCGCCGCUGCACCUUGUCUUCUCCGAUCCGUCACGCUUCAUCUCAUCAUCCGCUAUCGCCGGCGCCAUCUGUGUUGUUUCGCCACAGGGUCGCGCAGCUCUGUUUCGUUGUGGAAGUGCAAACGGAUUGAUGCAAGAGAAGAGACUUAGGGCCCGUUUCUUACGGUGUAAAGUAAACAUUUUGCGUGUAAAGUGAGAGGAAGUAAACACUUUACACCGUUUGUUUUAACUAUUUUAAUGUAAACUGUAGGGCACUUUUUUAAUCAUAUUUUACACUGUACCGUGUAAAAUAUUUUACGUGGGGGAGGGUUGCAAAGUAGUUUACAUCCAUUUUUGCGAGCGAUUAAAAGUUUAAAACAUAUGGCGGCAUCGAUUAAAACCUAUUUUUGCGAGCGAUUAAAACAUAUGGUGGCAUCGAUUAAAACAUAUGGCGGCAUCGAUUGAAACACGACUGUGGCGGCAAAGCAAAAAAAUUGGCGGCAAGAACUUCAUAAUUUCUUCUAUAUGAGCAAAUAAAAUCAUCAAACCAAUUCAUCAAAUCUCUUCUCCAUCCGCUCGACGUUAUCAAGAGGUCAGCUUCUAUACUUUGGUUUAAUUUAUAUAUACGUGUUUAUAUAUUCAAAUAUUUGAUCUGUAACUUUGAUUAUAUGCUGAGAUUUGAUGUAUACUUGAAUUUGAAAGCUAAACCAUGCAUAUCCGUUGUUUAGGUAUGAGAAAUACUUGGGUUGAUCAAAUAUAUAUAUGUAUUAUUUGUCUAUCUAUAUAUACACAAACAUAUAUGAAUAUAUGUAUAUACACGGCUGUUGUGAAGUUAGCAUUUGCAAUCUGAACGGGGAUUGGGGACUGGAAACCCAUGUUUGCAGAAAUAGGGAUUUUGAAGUUUUUUUGUUAAUUGAUGUGUGUUGUACUGCUUUUACUACUCCGUAUGAUGUAAUGGUCUCUGUUAUUAUACCAGUUAUGAUAUUUGAUGCUCUUAUACCCAUUAUAUUUGAUUUAUCAUUGUUAUUAAAAAGGCGUAUUUACCCUGUUCGGUUGUUCUAUUGUUGCCUAGCUUCUAACUAGAUGUUCCAGCUAAUUUUGAGUUUUAGUGUUAAUUUGGAACAAUUUUUCUUUGAUUGUGAUUUGUGAUAACAUCUUUUAAUUUCUAAUUAUCUAAUAUUGUAUCACAAACUUUUCAUAUUUUCAUUCUUAUUAUAACAAGCUUUCAAAAAUAAAUAAAUAAAUAAAUAAAUAAAAUUUGUAUGACACACUAAUUAAGUGGAGUUAUAUUUUUUUGGUGUUAGUGUUGACCAUGGACAGCUCAUUGCAAGACGAAAUUACAAUGUGCAUGGCAGCUUAUGUUGUUGCUUUAAAUUUUAGAAACUUUCUACUCAUUGUGCUUGCGAUGUAGAAUAUUAUAGAGACACUUUUAUUAUACGAAAGAGGAAGAGGUGUCAAAAAGGAAGUGCCUAUGAGAGGUAUGAAAUUAGACGAGUAAAUUUUAGAUGUUUGGGCUUCUUGGAUUAAGGGACAUAAAGAGUCAGUUCAUCUUAGACACAAGUCAUUCCCUUAUUAUGAUGACCUAGCAAUAAUAUUUGGUGCUGAAUGGGCAACUGGGGAUAAGUGUGAGUCUCCAGCUGAAAUGGUGACUAGUUUAGGAAAAGAAAGUGCACCUCAAGAAGGAGCUCAUGUUCCAAAAAGUGUUGUCCAUGAUGAUUUUUUUGGUGUACCUGUGGAUCUCGAUACUACGAAUGAUGAUAUUUUUUCAUCGCCUGAUAUCAACAGAAAUAAGAAGCGGACUCUUGGUAUUUCCAUCAAGAAGGAAUUUGAGGAGCCAUCAAAAAAGUCAAAGAAGAAUGAGUUUGAUAAACAUGCUGAAGUGUUCCAAAAAAAAUUGAAACAGUUCUCGAAAUGUGUGCUACAUCAAACAAGCAGUUUGAGAAAGUGACAACAUUUUUUGAUCGUUUUAAUGCUGCUGAUGAUGUUAAGCCACAUAUACUACAGGUGAUAAUGAAUCUGCCAGAUUUAAGUAAGGAGCAGGCGAUACGUGCAUUUGGAAUUAUAUCAUCUAGCAAAGGAAAAACGGAUUCUUUCUUACUCAUGCCAGACGAAGAGGCGAAGUUGAUUUAUGUCCGAGCUGUCUUGAACGGAGAAAUCUAAUUAGAGGCAUUUUAGUGACUUUCUAUGAAUUUUUUAUCAUUUAGUUUUAUUAAGACAAUAUUGGAUUUCUAUUUAAUCCUUUUACAUUCCUUCAAAGUGUUACUGUUUUGGUAGUUGAAACUACGACAAUAAAGUAAUUUUCAAUUUAAAAUUUUCAAUU